AUUAACACCUCUAACGCAUAAAAAAAAUUUAAAAAAAAAAACCCUAAACUCAUUUAUAAAGGAAAGGGAAAAAAGAAAUUACUACUUGAAGUUAAGAAUACUCGAAGUGGAUCUCAAUUACCCAUCCCCUUGUUAUGGCUGAAGAAUCCGCAGCGAUGUCAUCUAGCUCACAACCAAGGUCUUCCCCUGAUUCUGGAAAGAAAUCCCAGGUUCCUGGAUACUCGGCUAUUCCAGCUUUUCAACAUGGUGAUUUUCAGAUGUUUCCAGUUAUGUAUCCUGCAAUUAUCCCAUGUUUAACUUCAGUACAAAAUCAGGAACAGACAAACCGUGGAGCAGGCAUUUAUGCUGUCCCUGUUCUACCAUUUAUGGGGCAUAUUGCUGGAAUUCCGUCUAACAAUCUCAUUCCUCUCACCUAUAAUAUACCUACUCGGCCUGUGACGGAGCCAGGGGCAGCAGUUGAGCAGCAAGGGCAAGGAGCACAACAAGCACAACUUCAACAGCAGCAGGCAGGACCUCAAAGACCAGUUGUUGUAAGAAGAAUCCAAAUUGCAUUUCAGCUGGAUUUGUUUCUUAUUCUUAAGCUAGCAGCUGUAAUAUUUUUGUUCAACCAAGAUGGAUCAAGACAGAGGCUGGUUGUCCUUGUGUUAGUUGCUUUGCUUGUCUAUUUAUAUCAAACUGGAGCUCUUACACCAUUGAUAAGAAGGCUUUCCCAAGGCAUGCAGAGGGCAGCUGCACCUCCUCAUCCGCCUAGGCCUGCUGCCAGAGCAGAGAAUGUUCCUGCUGCUGAAAGGCAGGGCAAUGAAAAUGCUGCUUUGGCAGAGGGACAAGCAGGAGCAGAGAAUGAGAACCGACCAGCAGAUGAUGGUAAUCGGCUGGUUGAGAAUGAGAAUGCAGCAGACCCUGGUUUAGGAAAUGCUGGUAAUCACUGGUGGGGAAUUGUUAAGGAAAUCCAGAUGAUUGUCUUUGGCUUCAUCACUUCUCUUCUGCCAGGCUUCCACAAUGUAGAAUAAAUCAUCAUACUUUAGCGAAUGAAUGAGCCUUUGGAACCAACUCAGUAGCCACGCAAAAUUGUUUUCUUUAACUUUUUGUUGAAAAUAAAAGUAAAAAGAAAUAGAAACUGAUUUUCAUAGGUGCUAUUUAAACGCUUACGUGCAGUCAUUGCAUGGUUCUUGGUAAUUAGGCCUUUGAAUAUAGUGUUCACUGGUAAGUGUCAUUUUACGGGUGUUCUUUUCUCGAGAGAGUAGGCUUAUUGCUGUUAUUGCUUACUGCAUCUUUAUUGUUUACUCAUUUCAAACGCCCUUUUUAUCCAAAAUA
This is a messenger RNA of Durio zibethinus, 1314 nucleotides long. RefSeq lists its product as uncharacterized. The record is from RefSeq and is a predicted model, not a curated record. Lineage: Eukaryota; Viridiplantae; Streptophyta; Magnoliopsida; Malvales; Malvaceae.